This is a messenger RNA of Thamnophis sirtalis, 295 nucleotides long. The record is from RefSeq and is a predicted model, not a curated record. NCBI's taxonomy places the organism in Eukaryota, Metazoa, Chordata, Lepidosauria, Squamata, Natricidae.
AUAGCAAUACUUAUGGGAUCACAGGAUUUCCUCUGGUGUUCCGCUCGGCAGAAGAGAAAAUCCAGCUUUCGGACCGGAUGACCCUUGAGAGGCAGAAGCUGACCGUUUGCCCCCUCAUCGACGGGGAGGAGCACCUUCGCCUCCUGAGCUUCCAGCACAACUUCAUCACUCGCAUCCAGAACGUUUCCAACUUGCAGCGCCUGAUUUUCUUAGACCUGUACGACAACCAGAUCGAGGAAAUCAGCGGCCUUUCGACCCUGAGGUGCCUCCGGGUCCUUUCGCUGGGGAAUAACAG